Danaus plexippus (monarch butterfly) is the source of this 6708-nucleotide messenger RNA. RefSeq names its product CLIP-associating protein (gene chb). The coding region runs from base 357 to 4751 and encodes 1464 amino acids. The record is from RefSeq and is a predicted model, not a curated record. Gene Ontology annotation, molecular function: microtubule binding. NCBI's taxonomy places the organism in Eukaryota, Metazoa, Arthropoda, Insecta, Lepidoptera, Nymphalidae. The transcript has 34 exons. Gene Ontology annotation, cellular component: microtubule organizing center; spindle microtubule; cytoplasmic microtubule. Gene Ontology annotation, biological process: mitotic spindle assembly.
GUGCAGUGGGGUGUUAGUGAUAAGUUUUAAAGGUCAAAUCUAUAGAUGGAAAUGUCCUAAGCUCCUAUUUUGUCAUCGAAAUAUUUCUGUGUAUUAUUACCAUUUUGGUGAUGAAAAGCUAGGACGGUUGCAAUAUCUCUACAAAUCUCAAGUGACAACUUAGAAAUGUUAAUUAGGAGACGGCGUCAGUGAUCAUUCAGUGUAGUGCUCGUUCGGUGCUGAUCGUGUGUCGUGUAGUGUCCGUGUCGGUGUCGUGUCGCAUCCUCCCGGGCCAUGACAGUUAUAUGGAUUUGGCCAAAUUGUGUGAAGAGAGACAAACGUUGGCCCUUUGACGGAUAAUAUUAUACUAGAUAAAGAUGUCUCACUAUCCCCAACCGUCCUCCCUGGAGGCCGCCCUGCCGCUGCUGUCUCGGCCGGACCUGCGUCUCCGGCAGCAGCUGGGGGAGCGUCUGGUGAGCCUGGUGCGCUCGGAGGAGCUGACCCCCGACCUGAAUCCCGAUCUGACCGGACCUCUGCUUGACGCGCUCGUCGGUUGGCUCAACGGAGGGAACUUUAAGGUCGCCCAGAACGGUCUGGAGGUGAUGUCGGCCCUCGUUGAACGUAUGGGCCCCGAGUUCUCACACUACGUGCCCACAGUGCUGCCUCACAUCAUAGACAGGCUGGCGGACACCAAGGAGGGCGUGCGGGUGUCGGCCCGCGCCUGCAUAGCGACCCUCAGCUCGUGCAGGGCGGCGGCGCCCAGGGCCAUACUCGCGAGACUCACUCCAGCGCUGGGGCACAAGGCGGCGCACACCCGGGAAGAGGCGCUCACCUGCAUAGGAACGCUACUGCAUGAACACGGCGCAGCGGAGUUACAGCUGCGGGGUGCGGUCCCGCAGGUGGCGGCGCUUCUAGGAGACCCCAGUGGGGCCGUCAGGGACGCCGCGCUCGAACUCAUCGUGGACGUCUACAGACACGUCGGGGAGAGGCUCCGGCAGGACCUGCGGAGGAAGGACCUCGUGCCGCAACAGAAGAUGGCGCUGCUGGAACACAGGUUCGACGAGGCAAAGGAGGCCGGCCUGCUGCUGCCCUCGGCGUUGGGCGCGGACGAGGCGGACUGCGCUCCUCGUGUGAAGCGCGCCCUCACGCUGCCCACGCCGAGAGGACGAGAAGAUACUUCAGGAUCCAGUACACCCGCGGGUGAGCCGAAGCGUACAGCGGCGGGUCUGUACAGCCUGCCGUCGGCGAGCAGGAAGCCGCCGCCGCCCACCAAGCUGAACAGCGCGCAGAGCGCGAGCGGAAGCGGAGGCGGAGGGGUGGGCGGCGAGGCGGGCGCGGUGUCCAACGAGUCGUUCGAGGCGGCGUUCGCGAGCACGGCCCCCGCCGCCGUGUACGGAGCCCGCGGCCUGGACGACCUGUGCCGCCACGCCGCCGCCCUGCUCGGGGACCGCGCCGCCGACUGGGAGAAGAGGGUCGACGCUUUGAAGAAGAUCCGCUCGUUGUUAGCGGCGAACGCACACGUUCAGUUCCCGUCGGAGUUCGCGGCGCACCUCAAGGACCUGUCGGUGCCGUUCCUGGUGGUCAUCAAGGACCUGCGCAGCCAGGUGGUGAGGGAGGCCUGCAUCACCAUCGCCUACAUGGCCAAGGUGCUGCGGAACAAGCUGGACCAGUUCAGUCUCUACAUACUACAGGAACUCAUCAACCUCAUACAGAACGCCGCCAAGGUGGUGUCGUCGGCGGGCACGGUGUGCGUGCGGUACAUCGUGCAGCACGUGCCGGCGCCGCGCCUGCUGCCGGUGCUGGUCACCAACCUUACCACUCACAAGAGCAAGGAGAUCCGCGCCACGCUCAGCGAGGUGCUGCUGCUGCUGCUGCGCUCGUGGCCGCGGCCGGCGCUGGACCGGCACCAGGCGGCCAUCGCGGACGCCAUACGAAAAGCCUGCGCCGACGCCGACAGCACGGCCAGGAACAACGGCAGGAAAGCGUUCUGGUCGUACAAGAGUCAGUUCCCGGAGCAAGCGGAGGCGCUGUUCAGUCGCAUGGACGUGGCCGCGCAGAAACAGCUGGAGAGAGACAAGGCCGGCUCCAUGGACGGACUGCAGCAGUUGAUACCCGAGAGAACUAGAACCAUCACCAGUCCGCGGAGUCCUUCGGCCAGCGUGUCCGCGUCCACUGAGAGCCUGGUGUCGGUGGUGAGUCGCUCGGGUUCUCUCCGCCGGCGCCGCUCGUCCCAGGAGCGUCCGCCCAUCUCUCACAUCCCGGUGGCCAUGCGAGAUCGUUCGCCGGCCACCGGCUGCGUGUCGUCCCGGUCCGUGUCGGCGGUGGACGCGGCGGCCGCCCAGCGAGCCCGCGCCCGAGCUGUUUACUCGCACCUCGCUAGGACUAAAGUCGCCGCCGGCAGCGCCAGUCUGCCCCGCGUCAAACGUUCCCCGGUGGCGGCGGUGCCCCCCAGCCCUGAGCGGAGCGUGCGGUCCAGGUCGCGCCCCGGAGUAUCGCAGUCACAACCGACGUCCCGGUCGUCGUCUCCGUCGUCUCGCAGCGGUCCCGUGUCGCUGUCGUGUCGCCGCCGUCCGUCCGGGAUCCCCAGGUCGCUGGCGGGGUCUCGAGAGACCAGUCCAACCCGCACCCGCUCCGGCAGCCUCGCUCGUCGCCGGGACUCCGUGGACCGCCGCCCCCCCGCCGCGACGCUGCGACUCCUGCAACAGUCCAGAGACGCCGAGAACGCGCUGCGGAGUCCCGAGGACAGCUCGUCGUGUGAGGUGCGGCGAGACGAUGACUCGGAGGCGUCCUCCGUGUGUAGCGAGCGGAGUCUGGACUCGUACAGGAGACACGACAGCGUGUCCUGGUCGGGGUCCAGCCGCCUGGUGUGGGAGGGGUCUCCGCCGCCCCCGCCUCCCGCCGAUGACGUCAUAGCACUGUGCGCCUCGACACACUGGACCGAGAGGAAAGACGGACUGACGCAUCUAGCGAACUAUCUGAACAGCGGGCGACUGCUGACGGAGGAUCAGCUGAAGAGGCUGACGGACUUACUCAACAAGAUGUUCGUAGACGCUCACACAAAGGUGUUCUCCCUGCUGCUGGACGCCGUCUGUGAGCUGCUGCUGGUGCACUGGCAGCAGCUCAGGGACUGGCUCUACCAGCUCAUGUUCAGAUUACUGAUGAAGCUCGGCACAGACAUCCUGGGCUCCGUGCAGAGUAAGAUCAUGAAGACGCUGGACGUCAUACACGAGUGCUUCCCCGCGGAGCUGCAGCUGCAUAACAUAUUCAGGUUCCUCGCGGACGGAGCGACGGCCCCCACCGCCAAGACGAAGGCGGCCGCGCUGCGCUUCCUGGCCGACCUCGCACACGACUACUGCACGCCCGCGGGCCUCGCCGCCGCCUUACACGGCGGCUCGUCCGGCGUGGCGGGUCGAGCUCUAACGAAGGUGGCGGUCCUGGCGGGAGACGCCCGCGCGGGCGACGUGCGCCACUGCGCCCGGCGCGCCCUCGCCGCUCUGUAUGAUUGUAACCCCGGCCCCUUCACGACUCUCAUGUCGGAGCUGUCGGCCGACACGCAGGCGCUCGUCAACGGGGUGGUGCAGCAACACGUCAGGAGGACCUCCAGCACCGGCAGCGACAGUCCGCUGAGGUCGACGGCCGCGCCCGACGACGUCUACAGCCGGAUACGGAAGACGACCAGCGAGAUACACACGUACACCACGCAACACGCGAACGCGGAGUGCGCGAGCCACGCCUGCAGCAAGGACUCGGGGAUCAGUCAGAUGUCGGAGCGGCACAACGGGCACGCGCAUGAGGCGGUGGCUCGAGCGGCGUCCGCGGACAGCUCGGAGGCGAGCAGCACCAAGGAGUCCUCGCCGGGCCCGCACCGACCCGACUAUCACGGAGAAUACAACGCGACCGCCGGAAACAACAACAGAGACAAGAUGAAGCCCUACGAGAUGGACGAGAACGGGAUGAUCAUCACCAAGUCCGGACUCCGCGAGAGUGAGGUGCUGGAGGCGCUGUCCUCCCUAGACGUGGCGGCGGCGGCCCCGGAACACACGGAGCGUUUGCUGCUGGCCACGCACGAGGUGCUCAAGUACGGAGACUGCCGGCUGCCGCUGGAGUACUUCAAGAACAUCGUCCGCGCCGCGCUCGCCGCUCUCUCCAUCGACGACAACUCGGCAGACAAGGAGAACGCCGAGAAUGCCACCAACACACAGCACGCCUCAGGGUGGGGCACGGCCCAGGAGCGGGCGGCGGCCGAGGCGGUGCGCGUGCUGGUGUGGCUGUGUCGGCGGACGGAGACGCGUGCGCUGUGGGCGGAGUACUUCGACCUCAUCCUGCUCAAGCUGAUCAACGCGUACGGAGCCUCCAGCAAGGAGGUCAUGAGGGCCGUGGACGCGGGCAUGACGCACAUCGCACACGCGCUGCCGGCGGCACAGGUGCUGGCGCUCCUGAAGCCCGUGAUCCGGACUCGCGGGUACCCCACGUCUCUGUGCGCUCUCAAGCUGGCGGCCGAGGUGGCGAAGGCUCGAGGAGACGAACUGACGGACGAGACAGUGGCGCAACUCAUGGAGGGAGUCGGGCAGCUGGCCGACCACCAGAACUCUGCGGUGCGCAAGGCGGCCGUGUUCUGUAUGGUGGCCUUCACGUGCGCUCUCGGCGACGAGCGGAUGACGCCCCACCUGAAGCACCUGUCCGUCAGCAAGUACCGCCUCCUGCAGGUUUACAUCAGUAAGCAGCGCGAGGAGUCCUCUCGGCCCCCUCCACCCUCCUCCACACACUCGUAGCGACCCGCCCUCGUCUCGCGGCACACACAGACGGACUGACACACGCACACACGCACACACCGGCCCGUGUGAUGAUCUAUGUGCGAGCAGAGCUCGCUCGGUACGUUCGGUGUAAGGCUCCCGUGUCAUGUGUGUGGUGUCGCCGGCCGCCCUGCGCCGCCCUGCGCCUGUCUGAGCCGGUCUCGGCCUGGAGGCGGGUGUUGAAUGUAUAUUAUAUGACCAGUAACUGUAUCACCCCCCCCCCCCCCUCCCUCCCGAGGCCGGCUGACAGGCGGAAUGUAUCCAAUGAUGUAGCACCAGGUGACGGGCCGGCGUCCUGUCGGCGUGUCGGCGGACGAUCUCUUCAUAAUAUUUGUAUAUAUUUCUGUGGAGUAUUUUUUUGUGAACGGAUCAUGUGAAUUUCGUCAACGUAGAUACAUUAGGGGUCUCGGUGUCCCGCGCGGGCCCGGGUCUCCGCCCCCGCCCCCGGGCCUCCGGGCGUUCAUCCUCCAGUAGCAUGCGUUCAUAUUUCUGUUCGAGACUCGCUAGAAGACUUAGUAUGGGAUUAGCGUUGAACCUGGGUAACUGUUGAUAUUAUGUGUUAUUUUAAAAGACAUUACAUGUUUAAUAUAUUUUAUGAGCUAGGAUCUGUUACUGUCGCCCCUCCCCCCUCUCCUCCUCUCCCCUCCCCCCCACUCGUCGUGUUUCACAUAAUAUUGACAGUCCGGUCUAGUUAUCAGUAGGCGAUGAACAAAAUACUGUUCUUAAAUUAGAGAUCGGAGUCGGGUGACUCGUGUUGAGUCUCAGAGGAGAGAAUGAGUGAGAUCUGGAGUGAGUGAGAGUGAGUGUCGUAGCGAUAUACUUUACGGUGCAUAGUCGUGUAGCUUUCUGUCGUUAGAGCGCGGUGUGUGCCUGUGUGCGUGUAUAGUCGUCUCGCUCGCUCACUGUCGGACUCCUGUGAUGGCGUCGGAGUGCUCGUGCCUUUCACCGAAUCCUUUCGUUAUUUGAUACCGUAGUGGAGCCUGGGCCCGGCCGGGCCCGGGGCCGGGUCGGUUCCUUGUUCUCGGUGUUUGGAUGUACAUUAUGUAUUAAACUAUAUUGACAGCCGGCGCUCGGCGAACGUUUGUGAUUUAAACCAAAAGUUGGUUCAAAAUGUUACUUCUCUGAUUAUUAUCAUUAACUCUAUUUUGUUAUCUCGCGCCUCGUCUCGCGGCCGCGCCCGUCCGCGGGAGCCGUGUCCGGGGCGGGGCGCGGCCGCGGCGGACGGCGCGUGUGACGUCACUCGCCGGUAACUUCACACCUCACUAAUAUUAUUAAUUUCUCGUUUGUAAUGUCGUAGGAGCGAGUGACGUCACAGGCCGCGUCUCUCGCUCGAAGGCUAUUCAUGAGACGAUAGCGAUUCAUUUUGUAUUUCGUAACCGCUUUAAUAUUAUCGUUAGUCGCUAAUUUUUUUACAAAAAAAAUCGAGGGCGAGUUUCAAUCGAACGAGAAUCUCAUCGACAUCACAAACCGUGCUUCAGACUGUUCCGCGUCAGGUGCGCGGUCUCCGGGCCGCGGGUUGACAGCGACACGAUUGAAACGAGUCCGAGGUCCCGCGGCGGAGGGCGCGGCUCCCGGCGAGGCGCUGGUCGUCGGGAGCCGCGCCCUCCGUGUGGGGGACGGCGCGCUGUAUGAGGCCGGCCCGCGUGGGUCGACCUUCUAAUGUUAGUCGUCGUUCGACACAUGCCUCACGCCUGAAGCACAUCGGUCACCCAUCUAGUCACCGACUCGCUCUAACACAACUUAACGUUAUCACGAAUCAUGAAGUUGCUGAUCAAUAAUUUGUUCUCCGGACGCCUCAUACAGCGCGGUAUUUAUUUUUGCAUUUAUCUCGUAACGCUUGGUGCGCGCGUGUUCUCUGUGUUGAUAUCUGGAACUAUUUAAAACUAUUAUUAAAUAUUAAUGUACAAUAGUUAUGAUUAAAAUGAUUUUUAAGCAA